Messenger RNA from Exophiala xenobiotica, 953 nucleotides. RefSeq lists its product as uncharacterized. The transcript is spliced from 3 exons. The coding region runs from base 261 to 929 and encodes 222 amino acids. Gene Ontology annotation, cellular component: RNA polymerase II transcription regulator complex. NCBI's taxonomy places the organism in Eukaryota, Fungi, Ascomycota, Eurotiomycetes, Chaetothyriales, Herpotrichiellaceae. Gene Ontology annotation, molecular function: transcription cis-regulatory region binding; DNA-binding transcription activator activity, RNA polymerase II-specific. The record is from RefSeq and is a predicted model, not a curated record.
CUCAUGCGCUACAAAUUAAGCCUCAGACUGCUUGACCACAGCUACCUGGACACAGUAAAUAACGCAGUGUACUUUUUGGUAGCAUCUGUCUCUCCCUCGAGACUGUUGGCAUCAACCAAAACCACAGUCACGGCGUCAUUAUAUUGCGGCGUUGAUCUCGCGCUAUCCUCAACUCUAGUACAUCCAGAACAAACUCCCCAAGGGCCAGGACCUCCUACUCUUGAACAGACGGGACGAAAUACAAUCCGAGUCAACCGAGGAUGAAGGGGUGUUCCAUGACCGGAGGACGCAUCAUUCGUCCAGCUCCCGAGGCGGACGAGUUCCCUUCUCGUUUCCACAGCAUCGAUCUCACAUCACAACCAUCACUGCUGACGACAAGUAUUCCUUACUGUUACAGUCCCGGCCAAUUCUGGUUUUCGAUGGAUGUCCCUGAAAUGAACAUGGACUUCCUGCCAGAUCCCACAGCGAUGAGUUCAACACGACUGCCAACAACCAGUCUCGACAGCUUCCAGAACACCCCAGGUUUCAUCCCAUCGAGUCCGUGGCCCGCCCAAGUAGCACGCGCAAGCAGCAGCCGCAGCUCUGCUACAGACUCUUCAUCGCUACCCGCAAUCGAGACGCCAGCACCAGUCAGCGCAAAGACGCCUUCGGAUUCAGAAUGUGCUGGAGAGUCGAUGCACCGCGCUCGUCAGUGUCAUCAGCGAAAAGCUGAUGAAGGUUACGAGCAUAACAAAAUUGAAAAGAGGAAAGAACAAAACCGCAAAGCACAAAGGAACCAUCGAAUGCGCAGUGAGGCACGGUUAGAACAGCUUCGUGCCAGAGUGCAACAGCAAGCAGUGGAGAUUGACGACCUCAAGGGUGUUAAUAAGACCUUGCUCAAGCGGAUACAGCAUUUGACCAACAGCCACGGUGAAGGAGGAAUUGUAUGAGAUGCGAAAUAUCCUAUCUCUCCA